GGCAGCUCCCGUCGCUGUAGACCAGAGGAAGGCGGUCCCACCAUCACAGGCCGGUCUCCUGCAUCCUCACCUGCCUUCAGGAUCAUCCCCGGGACACAUGGGGAAUCGGCCGUCUAAUCAGAAGCGGGCAAACCUUCCUGAAGCAGAACAGCAGUGACUUCCCCUCCUCACCUCCGCCGCGCCCUCUUCCUCCCCUCCGUCCUGGUUUCCCGUGUCUCAGGUGCGAGUCCGGACUGUGAGGCGCGAUGGGCGACUGGAGCCUCCUGGGGAACUUCUUAGAGGAGGUCCAGGAACACUCCACCUCCGUGGGGAAGGUGUGGCUGACCAUCCUCUUCAUCUUCCGCAUCCUGGUGCUGGGCACGGCGGCCGAGUCGUCCUGGGGGGACGAGCAGAGCGACUUCCUGUGCGACACCCAGCAGCCCGGCUGCACCAACGUGUGCUACGACAGCGCCUUCCCCAUCGCCCACAUCCGCUACUGGGUGCUGCAGAUCGUCUUCGUCUCCACGCCGUCCCUCAUCUACAUGGGCCACGCCAUGCACAUCGUGCGCCGGGAGGAGAAGCGGCGGCGGACGGAGCAGGAGGAGAGGGAGGCCAGGGGGGAGGACGGCGGAGACCUGGAGGGGGAGAAGGAGUACCUCCAGCAGAAGGAGAGCGGCAAGCAGGCCUCGUCGGACGGGAUCGGCCGCGUCCGGCUGAAGGGGGCGCUGCUGCAGACCUACAUCCUGAGCAUCCUGAUCCGGACGGUGAUGGAGGUGACCUUCAUCGUGGUGCAGUACAUGAUCUACGGGGUGUUCCUGAAGGCGCUGUACCUGUGCAAGGCGUGGCCCUGCCCCAACCCCGUCAACUGCUACAUGUCCCGGCCCACCGAGAAGAACGUCUUCAUCGUCUUCAUGCUGGUGGUGGCCGGCGUGUCGCUGCUGCUGUCCGUGCUGGAGCUCUACCACCUGGGCUGGAAGAGCAUGAGGCGGUGCGUCCGCGACCGGGCGCUGCAGAGGGCGCAGGCCAGAGCGGUGACGGUGGCGGCGACGGCGGCCCUGGAGCCCAGCAGCCCGCCGCAGACCUCGGCCUCCUGCACCCCGCCCCCCGACUUCAACCAGUGCCUGACGGCGCCGGGCCCCAUCAGCCCCAUGACCUCCAUGGCCUCGCACCCCUUCAACAACCGGAUGGCGCUGCAGCAGAAUUCGGCCAACCUGGCCACCGAGCGCCACCACAGCCGCGACAACCUGGAGGACGAGGAGGAGUUCCUGAGGCUGCGGUACGAGAACGCGCCGGUGGAGCUGCCCAACAGCUGCCCCAACAACUGCUCGCCGCUGCCGCUGCUGCACGCCGGGUACAUGAGGGACAAGCGGCGCCUGAGCAAGACCAGCGGGAGCAGCAGCCGGGCGCGCCAAGACGACCUGGCGGUGUAGGAAAGGCGCCGGACCUCCACAACCAAAGAGAAGAGACACAAAGAUCAGUUUACCAAGAUGCAAAGAAGAGAUUUUGUUUUUUGUUGUUGUUUUUUUGUAUGAGAGGACAGAGUUUGACCACAGACUAUGCACAUUUUGGCACUAGAGAAAAUGAACUUGGAGUUGACUUUACCAAGUAAUAAUGAUUUCUGUGAAUAGAGGGUGUGAACUUGACGUAUGAGCUUUGUUAUGAGACAAUCUCGCUCAAAGAUAGAUUUACUGCCAAUGUUUUAAAUAGAACUGCAAAAACAGACUGCAAAAGAAGAACAGUGAGAACAGGGUAACAGGCGUGAAGCCUGACUAUUGCACAUUUUAUGUUUUACUGAAAGCCAAAACUGAAGGAACGAGACGAGACGGACUUUUGAAAGCUUUGGGGAAUCAUUUCACUACAUAACAGAAUAUCACAUGUCAACCAUCCAGAGACAAUUAACCCGUAACUUUAGACAGAUCAGCAGUGUUUCCCUGUUUAAUACAAUUAGACUUGGAAUAAGAUAAAUAUCUAAUAUACAAACUGUGAAGACUACGGUGCACAUGCAGUCGAAAUGAUUUAAGUGCCUUUUCAAUGAUGGAACUGAAUAAGCUUUAGUCUCUUUCAGAAGCCAUGGUCCAGACUGCAGGUUGUCCUGCUCUCCUGGUUGCACUACGACAGAUCAACAAAUGCAAAAUGUAAAAGAAGAAUAAUGACUUUACAAUGUUAAAAGCACUAACAUCAAAUCAGUCUUUUAUCUGUCAGGAACUCUUUUGUGUGUGUUAGUGAAGAGAGAAUGUAAGCUGUUCAGAGUUUUCUUCUUGAAAGCUGAAAGAAGAAGAAGAAGGUAAAGAAAGGCUGUCUUGCAUGCACAGACUUUAAUGAGCAGAUUUGGCCACUAGGUGGCAACAAUGCACUUGCAUUUUCUAUGUAGUCUCCCAGGAGCCAUUGUGUAAAUACUGGAGUUGUUUCCAUGCUUUUUAUAUUUCAGUUAAUGUCUAUGAAUGUAUAUUAUUUUCAUUUUCAGUGUCUUGUUCUAAUUGUCCAGCUUUAAAUCACCAUCCUCGCCACACAUGAAGUUUGGAUCAUGAAUAUUUCUUUUGCAUAGCAGAUAUUUAGCAUUAAGAAAACAAAGAAAACAUGCACAGCUAAUUGUAUAUAAACUGCAGUUUUCGGUUUGUUUACACUCCAUAC
Salarias fasciatus (jewelled blenny) is the source of this 2610-nucleotide messenger RNA. It is a transcript of the gene gja5a, whose product is annotated as gap junction protein, alpha 5a. The record is from RefSeq and is a predicted model, not a curated record. Gene Ontology annotation, cellular component: connexin complex. The transcript has 2 exons. Bases 246 to 1409 code for a protein of 387 amino acids. Gene Ontology annotation, molecular function: gap junction channel activity involved in atrial cardiac muscle cell-AV node cell electrical coupling. Lineage: Eukaryota; Metazoa; Chordata; Actinopteri; Blenniiformes; Blenniidae. Gene Ontology annotation, biological process: heart development; cell-cell signaling; atrial cardiac muscle cell to AV node cell communication by electrical coupling.